Vanessa atalanta (red admiral) is the source of this 4933-nucleotide messenger RNA. RefSeq lists its product as uncharacterized. The transcript has 16 exons. Lineage: Eukaryota; Metazoa; Arthropoda; Insecta; Lepidoptera; Nymphalidae. Gene Ontology annotation, molecular function: metal ion binding. Gene Ontology annotation, biological process: spermatogenesis. The coding region runs from base 158 to 2308 and encodes 716 amino acids. The record is from RefSeq and is a predicted model, not a curated record.
ACUUUACUUUUCAGUCACAUUUCGAUUCCUUCAACGUUCAGUACUUACAAGCAAUCUAUAACUUUAUGAAUAAAAAAUCGUAUAUUUGCAUAGUUGCAAUUAAUUAGUUAAACCAUUUUUGCCUAUUCUUUACUACACCUAUCUCGAAAUAGCAAAAAUGAGUUUCGUAGACCUUGCGACUUUGGCAAUGCACCGACGACAUGAGAUGGAAGUCAGAAUCAAUGUUUUUGUUGAUAAAUGUGACCAUGCGAUACAAAAUAUAAAAAAUCUAAAAAUGCAGGCUCAAGGUUUUGUAGGAACCCUUAACUGUGACCCUGCAGAACUAAAAGAUCGGUUUUUAAGCUGUAUGAAACAGUUAGAUGAAUAUACAUAUCUCCUAACAGACUUUAAUCUUGCAAUAAGUAAACUUGAUACAACAAAUACUAGCAAUUACACCCCAGUGCAUGAUGUCUCAAACCCUUCUCAAUUACCUCAACCACAUGUCGGAACAUUUAAUUUAAUAGAUGCAUUGAGUGAACCAACACCUUCAACGUCUAAAGAUCACCCAGUGUCAUGUUGUAAUCAAUAUCCAUCAGAAAAACCGCAUCGUAAGAAAAUACCAAAGGAGGAUCAGCUUUUGAUAGCGUUCUCGAGUUCGUCAUGUUCAUCGGAAAGUGUUCCAAUGUCCAGAAGUGAGAAGGAAGUGCAAUGUCAAAUAACAGAAGAAACAAAGAGACUUACCUUGGAUGACUCAGGCCCAGCUUUUGAUGACUGCAAGUUGCCAGCACAGGCCUUACUCCAAAUUGAUAAUGUGUAUUCGGCAACAAUCAUGCAUGUAGAUGGUGUAUCUUUCUGGGUUAUAGCCGAUGAUGUUGAUGAUGUGUGCAAACUGAUGAUACAAAUGACGAGCUAUUACAAGGAGAAUACGAUACAAAUGAACCUAGACGAGCUGAUGUCGCUCACAUACUGCACGUACUAUGCGCACGACAGUGACUGCUAUUACCGGGGUCUCUUUAUAAGACUCAGUGACGAGGAUAUGAGUAUCGCGGAGGUGUUCCUGGUGGACACGGGGGAGACAAGAAGCGCCCCCAUCACCACGAUACAGCCGCUCGCUCCGAGGUUCUGCAAGAAGCCACCCUUCGCGCGGUGCUGCCAUCUAGCGGGGGUAGAUUUACUGGGCUACCGGAGCAAAGAAUUGUUGGAGAAACAGGAGAUGUACAUUAAGGACUUCAUGGGGAAGCCAUGCAGUAUCAAAAUAGAUGACAAUUCAUCGGAAUCUCUGGACGUGUAUGUGAUCCUUCCUUCGGGCGAGACGCUCAAUGACUUGUUAGUGGAAGAAGGACUGGCGUUAAGAAUUGACAAAUCAAACGUCUCAACCGAGGGUUCAGCGGCAGCUAGGUGUCUCUCAGAAUUACAAGAUGAAAACUUCGACAUCACGCAGUGUCCAGAAUAUGAUGACCCAUUGGUGGCAGUCACGGGAUACCACAAUCGAGACGAAAUGGACAUCUGCAAACAUUACAAGGGCGGACCGGAUAAGACUUGUUUUAAAGGAGCGCGCUGUACAAAGAGGCACGUCCUGAAACAUCCAGAUCUGUUUGUAUGUCCAGAGGGCUGGACGUUGGACCGGGUGCCGGUGGCGGCGCAGUGCGAGCCGCCGCCGCUGCCGGCGCCCGGCACGUGGCUGCGCGUCUACGUCACGCACGUCGCGCACUUCAACCGCUUCUACGUGCACUUCCUGACGGAUAAGAAAUCUGGAAAUGAAACAGUCCCAAGCUUCGGAGUGGUCCUCCCGCCAACUAACCUGGAAGCUUUAAUUCUUGACAUGAACUCUCCGGCCACUAGAAUGAUGUACAAGCCUCUAAAGAUGAUCCCAGCACCGGGCGAGCUGGUGGCGGCGCUGUAUCCGCUGGACGAACAGUGGUACCGGGCGAGGGUCGUCUCCUCCACUCGCGCCGACCAGAACGUAGAGGUAAUUUACAUAGACUACGGCAACGUGGUGUGGGUGAAGGAGGACGCGAUCCGCGAGCUGGAGCCGCGCUUCUGGUCGCUGGAGGCGCAGGCCGGCCGCUGCGCGCUCGCCGGCGUGGAGGCGCGGACGGCCAACUCGCGCCACUGGGCCGCCGCCAAGGCCGCGCUCUCCGCGCUCAUACAGGAGCGCCGCCUGCAGGCGCACGUCGUGGCGAGAGAUUAUGAUGAGGUUACCGUGGAACUAUUCGACGAGAACGGUUUUAGCAUAGCUGAGCAACUAGCGGCCGGGGAACUGGUGAACUUGACGGAAUACUCGGUGGUGGACGACACGGAUGUCAAACAAAAGCUAGUGUUGCCAUAACUUGCAAUUGUUAAACAGUAAGAAACUUGUGAUUUAGUUGAAUAAGCCGAAGAGAAUUAUUUUAAAUAGAAAUGAAUAUUUGUUUAUAUUUUAUCUGUACAUGCUCUACGCAGGAUUUAUAUCGAUUGGUAUUUUUUUUUUAAUUUCAUAAAUACUUUCUUAAUAUUCCUAUAGUUAACAAAAAAGGUUACCUUCCAUUAAACUUAUAUUUAAUGUGUUUACAGUUUGAUUUGAAAAUGUUAUUGUUAACCAUUUCUGUUAUGUAUUUAACUUCUUGGUUUGAUACUCGAAAUCGAAUCCUAAAGGAUGUAAUAGAAAAGUAACCAAUAAGGUUGUAUUACAUAAAAUAUUUUUUAACGAUAUAAGAUAUUAACUGUGAUAGAGUGUUUAAGUGAUUUUGGUAAAAAAUAUCUAUAAAUAUCAUGGAUAAAGCAUGUUAUAAGACUGAGUUAAGUCCAUUUUAUUCAUUACUAGUAGCUCUUACCUGCCGCGUGGCAAAAAGGAGGAAGGAUUACCCCAAUUCAAAAAUGUAUUAGCAUAUCUACCGAAGAUUCCGCGACGAUUGCUCAUUGUCUCAUACCGAUACAAUACAAAACAAAAGAUAUAAAUUAAAAAAGAUAGGCAAAGAUAUAGAAACCUCAAAGGAGAUUCGGUUCGUCCAUUUUUUUAUUAGAAAAUGACGUCAACACGUUUGAAAUACAUCGCAGGAAUGUGCGAAGCGAAUCAGCUCGCAACUUUUGGCGAAAUCGUAGAUGCAAAAUUGCAUCUCACUUUUUUGUUUCAACCAAAACUCCUUCAUUAAUACGAAACCAUCUAACACAUUUUGUUAAAAACCAAAGUGUUACAUUAAGUUUAAAACAUAAAUGAGUAAGUGUUAUUUUGUCUAUUAUACUUUAAUAUAAAGUACUGAGUACAUAAAAAAAAAUCUUAAUUAACUCUCAAUCUCAUUUAAGAAAUAUUUCAUAUUAUAUAUAAAAUGUAGUAUUGUUUUCUUUUUCCGUCAUGAUUGAUUUGGUAUUCGAAAAAAGAAGAUACCAACAUAAAUCUGAUAAUGCUGGUAAAGCUGAUAGUGUCUAAGAAGUUUUCUGUUAUAAUUUGUUUUAGUCGGUCUUUGUUUUUGUUUUUCAUAAUAAAAUUUUAUUUAGAAAGCUUGAUUGUAAACCUUGAACCUAAAUAUAUAUUAUACCAUCUCUGAUAUCAAUACCAUUGUCUUAAAAUCAUAUACAUUCUUAUGGAGCAUAUUAUUAUGUAUUUCUUAAUAAUAUUUAAGAUUUAAUAUUUACCUCGUUCCUCGCAUAGGCAUUUAUUUUUAAGAUAUUUUUAAACAUUGUUGUUUUUUUAUACGCUCUCUGUUUUGUAUAUGUUAUUUGCAUUUAGGCAAAGGAAUAGCCGAUGGAUCCAGUUAGAUGAACUGGGUUUGGUCUUCUGUAAUAAGAACUUAAUUCGCAAGAGAUUUGUUAAAAAAUACAAACAAAAUAGAUAAUAAUUAUUCGUUUAAUUAUAUAAUAAUAAAGAGAACACACUUACAUAUUUAUAAAUAUGAUGAAGUUUUUUUUAAAUUUUUCAACAUGUAUCCGAGGAAAACCAUUAAUAUUUAUACGAAUUUAUUACAAGUGUACUUAAUUUGUACACUUUUAUCAGCACGAGUAAUAACUGAAAAUAGCAAGUAACAUUGACAGUAAAAUGAAUCUGAACCGGAAAUCAAGUGCCCAAAAUCAACCUCACGAGCUGAUUAGUGAAGAAAUAUGUGUAUCCAUUACCAUACAUUAGAGCAGCCUUAUAAAAUGGCUCACCACCAACACUAUACCUCCUUGUGAAGAGAGUAGACUUCUGUCCAGCUAUAGGUCACUUUUUCGGCAGCAACUUUUUAGUAUUCUUUUAUAUAGGCACUGUAUUAUCUUAUGCUAAUUAUUGAAAAGACGCGAAGAACUUACAAAAAUUUAUAUUACGUUGUAAAGAGUAAUGGCUAGAUGGUGCCGUUUAUUUAAUACUCAAUCUCUAACCCAAUUUGGUGGGCAUUAAAAAUCUUGAUAUAAUUUUGAAUUUAUACAUGCUUUAUGUACCUACACUAAUUAACUUAUUAUUUUGUACUAUGAGUCAUGGAAAGGGCAUUGUUUAAAUCUCUUAAAAUCACCAAAGUUUCGAGAUUUUAUAAAUGUAGGUACGUGACUCUUAGAUAAGAGGAGAAUAAAUAAUUUCAAAGUACAUAAUCGAUUAUAAAUAAGUCCGUCGCUGAAGUGUAUCCACAGAUUUCCGUUUCGAAUAUUUUUAGGAAUAGAACACUUAAGAAUCAGCAUCAAUAUAACAACGCAUAAAAAAAUCGCCGACCUGACGGUUUUGAUUUUUGCUGCAAUCAUAUUUACAUGUUAAAUCAUUUAUCAGAAAUAUAAAGGUUGGAAUGGUUUUUGAUCUUAGAAAAUUGUAUUAUUAUGAGCAAUGUAAAUUUUAUGUAUAAUAUCACAUAAAUGGUUCAAAGCAAGUAUUUUUCUUAGUUAUAAUCUAACUGUAACUCUUGUUAUUGCUAUAUCGGCAAGUGUUUUAACCAUAUUAAUAAUCACCACAUAAUCCUUUAAAUAUGGCCAUUACAGUUUAUACUGAUUGAAUAAAUAAACAUUUUAUUUUAUA